ACUGUGGACGAAUAAACAGCGGAAGCCUUUUGCUCAUUUAAUGGGUUGCAACAAUCCAGAAAACUGGACGGACAACGUGGUGGAAUGGGCCACGGUUGGUGAAGCUGAGACAAACAAAAUAAAAUAUGAAAAGGGUAAAUUGAUAAUCGAGGAGGAUGGUAUUUACUAUCUUUACUCCAAGCUGGAGUUCAAUGUUGCAAAGGAGUGUGAUACUAUCUUUCACAAAAUGAUGAAGAAAACUGAUGCUUAUGGCCACCCAUUUGAACUCCUGAGGUCAAAAAGUAAUCGCUGCUUUGACCCAAAACCUCCAAGUGAGAACAUCUACAAUGAGGAGCAGGACCUGAGGAGCAGUUUCCUGGCAGGAAUUUACCACCUGCAGAAAGGAGACAAAAUUUUCGUCACUCUGAGAAAAAAACAAUACCUAAAUCCAGGGUCUUAUGAAAACUUUAUGGGGGCCUUUAUGAUAUCUCAGUGACAAGUAUGGAACUGUUCCAGUCCAAUCUGUGCUUUUGCACAC
Molecule: messenger RNA, 517 nt
Organism: Austrofundulus limnaeus
Lineage: Eukaryota; Metazoa; Chordata; Actinopteri; Cyprinodontiformes; Rivulidae
Gene: tnfsf14b
Product: TNF superfamily member 14
Biological process (GO): immune response
Cellular component (GO): membrane
Molecular function (GO): tumor necrosis factor receptor binding
Source: RefSeq, a predicted model, not a curated record